AUGAAUUCAGAUAAUAAUAAUAAUAAUAAUAAUAAUAAUAAUAAUAAUAAUAAUAAUAAUAAUAAUAAUAAUAAUAAUAAUAAUAAUAAUAAUAAUAAUAAUAAUAAUAAUAAUAAUAAUAAUAAUAAUAAUAAUAAUAAUAAUAAUAAUAAUAAUAAUAAUAAUAAUAAUAAUAAUAAUAAUAAUAAUAAGAGUUUAUUAUUAGAGGAUGAAUUAGAAAAAAAGAGUUUAAAAUCAAUUAAAAAGAUUGCUCAAUCAUUUGGUAUAGAAAGAGUUAAUUUAAAUAAAGAAGGAAUGAUUGAAAAGAUUAAAUCAGUAAUUAAAAGAAAAAGAGAAUAUGAAGUACAAAAACAAAAAGAAAAUGAUAGUCCAUUUAAUAAAAUUAUUAAAUUAACAAUUACAGAUAAUAUUGAACCUACUGAAAUAUUAUUUUGGAAAUUAUUUAGAAAUAAAACAAUUUUUAAAAAGAUAUUCUCAUUUAUGGAUAGUCGAUUCUCAUUAAAUUAUGAUUCAAUGUCAUCAAUAGGGGAUCUUAUAAGCAAUAAUCAAUUCAAUAUAUUAAAAGAAAAAGUAUAUAGAAAUUGUAGAUAUUUACAUUUAGAUUCUAAAACAAAACCUUAUCGUUUUGAGAUUUCAUUAUUAGUGAAAUUAUUUACAAAUAUUAAAGAUGAUGAUCAUAAAUUCUAUAGAAACUUUUUAAAUGGUGAAAAUUAUUAUUAUAAUUCUUUUUCAGCAGUAUCAAAAGCAUUAAUUUUAUCAAAGAAUUUAGAAAUUUAUAAAUUAUAUAUAAAUGAAUUCGGUUAUGAAUCAACAAAAACAGAUCUUAUUUAUUCAAUUGCAGUUGGUUCAAAUAAAUUCAUUAAAUAUAUAUUAGAAUUAAAUUCACCAAAUUCAUCAUCAUCAUCAUCAUCAUCAUCAAGUAUGGAACCACUUGUAUCAGAUUAUAAAGAUUUGAUUAUCGAUUUCCAAAUCCAAAAAGAUAAAAUAUUUAAAGGAUUAUUUUGUUUUUUAAAUAUCAUUGGCCAUCAUGAUAAUUGUCGUGAAAUUACUGGAAAUAAGAGAAUGAAAAUAAGUAGUAGUAUUGGUAGUGGUAGUGGUAGUGGUAGUAGUAGUAACGGUUAUAAAGAGUAUGAACAUCAAAUUACAAUAAAUACUCUUAUUAAAUUGAUUAAAAAUAGAGGUAAUCGUAGUGGUUCUUAUGAAAUUAAUGAAAAAUCAACAUUGAAAACAUUAAUCACAAUUUGUAAAUUAAUAUUAAUAUUAAAGGAACCAAAAUUCAGUAAAACAGAAACGAUAUUAAUAGAUCCAGAAGAUAAUGAUUUAAGAAUAAAAAAAGAAAAAUUAAAACAUUCAUUUAAAUCAGUUCCAACAAGUAUUCAAGAAAUUGAUAAUUUUUUUAAUGAAAAAAUAGAUAAACAAACAUUAAAAUCAAAAUUAGAUAAUCCAAUUAUUUAUAAUAAUAAUAAUAAUAAUAAUGAAAUUAAAAUCUUUAUAAAAAAGUUAUUAUAUUUAUAUUUUUCAAUAUUUAGACACAUACCAAGGAUUUUAUAUUUCUGUUAUUUUUAUGAUGAUGAAGAUGAUAGUAAAACUAACCAGGAUCACAAACAAAUGAUCAAUGAUGAUGAUUUUGAUGAUGAUAUUGAUUAUAUGGAAGACGUUGCUUUUAGGUUUGGUAUAUAUAAAUUUUUACGAUAUAAGCAAUGUAUAAGAUACUAUCAGCUAUUACCAAAUCAAACUAAUAAUACUUUUGUUCGUAGUAAUUUUCCUUUUUCCGAUCAAAUAUGCUCAGAGAAACAUGUGGUUUUAUUCUCGCAUUGUUUUGAUCAAGAGAAAAAGAUUAAAUUCAUUGAUCAAAUGAUUGAAAGAAAUAUUACAAAUACAGAAUCUAAUUUUCAAAAUCAUUUCUUUUAUAUGCUUGUAAUUCAUGGUGAUAUUGAAUUGUUAAAAUACUUUUCAAAUAAAAUUGGUACUCCUCUAUCUGUAUAUGAUUCAUAUAUAUAUAAAUUGAAUGAAAUUUUACCACCAACCUAUUAUAUUGGAUCAAUAGAGAUGAUAGAUUAUUUAUUUAAUAAUCAUAGAAAUUAUUUUUUUGAUCCACAAUUUCCAAAUUAUUAUUGUACAUUUUUUAAAGGUUUACAAUUUUUACAACACUUUGAAUCAUUAUUAACUCAAUAUAAAUUAAACAAUCCAUCAAUCACUGAAAAGGAUCCAAUUAUAUUUUUUGAAUCGCAUUCAAGUGAAGAUCAAUUAGAAUUUAUAAAAGAUAAGGAUAUCUUGGAUUUUGCAAAUCAUUUCGCAACAAAUUCAGUAUACCAAAAUGAUACACUCAAAAAAUUCGUUCCUUUGUUUUUAUCAUUACUUACAAGUGAUCAAUCAUCUAAACAGUCAUUUAAAUUUGAGACAUUUAGAAAUUUAUUUAUUUUAUUACAACAACCACAUAAUAAUAAUAAUAAUAAUAAUAAUAAUAAUAAUAAUAAUAAUAAUAAUAAUAAUAAUAAUAAUAAUAUUAAUAAUUAUAAUUGUAAUUAUAAUAAUAAAAUAAAGAAUAAUGAUAAUAAAACUUAUACAAUUGGAUUUUUAAAAUUUGUAGAUUGGGUAUUUAUAAACCAUCGUAGUGAAUUGAAAGAUGGUGGUAAAUUAUUUAAUGAUGAAGAUCGUUAUUAUCAUUUUCUUGCUGCAAUCGAUAGAUAUGAUUUUAACAAUAGCAACUACAACCUCAAAUGUUAUUAUUAUAUAAAAAAUGAUACUGAUCUUGAUAGAUUAUCAUCAUUAAUUGAUAAUGUUAACAGAUUCACUCCAUUUUUAUAUGAAGUUAAUAAUUUCAAAUUUUUAGAUUGGUUUUUAAAAAAGAUUGAAUAUUAUCAUUAUGAAUACCGAUCGGUGUUAACACCCUUUCAAAAAAAAGAAAUUAAAGAUAUUGUUUGUGAAUUUUUGAAAAGUAUUGCCAGUUUUUCAAGAUUAAAAGUAUUUGAACACAUUCACCAAUAUUAUGAAUUCAUUUUAAAAAACAACUUUGAUGGUGGAAUUAUUGAUUAUGUAGAUUUACAAGAUGUCUUACGUUUAUCAAUUAAAAAAGGUUCAUUUAAAGUUUCAGAUUUUAUUUUUCAAUUUACUACAUUACCAAGAAUAGAACAAGAGGCUUAUUUAAAUGAAAUAUCAUAA
Molecule: messenger RNA, 3162 nt
Organism: Dictyostelium discoideum AX4
Lineage: Eukaryota; Evosea; Eumycetozoa; Dictyosteliales; Dictyosteliaceae
Exons: 1
Coding region: 1-3162 (1053 amino acids)
Source: RefSeq, a predicted model, not a curated record